This is a messenger RNA of Dreissena polymorpha, 1018 nucleotides long. RefSeq lists its product as uncharacterized. The transcript is spliced from 4 exons. The coding region runs from base 186 to 890 and encodes 234 amino acids. Lineage: Eukaryota; Metazoa; Mollusca; Bivalvia; Myida; Dreissenidae. The record is from RefSeq and is a predicted model, not a curated record.
GGAAACAUGUGCUGAUUUCGACGAAUUUGUCCAUUAACGCUGACCUAAAAUGCACGGUUGAUAACACUAUUCACAAGGCCAAUGCAUUUGUAUAGCUAACAUAUUAUUUGCAAAUAGCAAUACCGUCGGGAAAUCGUUGAAGACGAAAUAGGACUUACGGAAGUGCGUUGAUACAUACAUCGGCAAUGGUCUGUGAUAGUUGUAUAGGGGCGAUCGUUUUGGCAUUUUUACUCAGUCCAGUAAUAAUGCAAGGUAUCGGCAUGUUUGGUAACGACUGGGUACACAACCCGGCAUGUGACCUCGUCAGCAAGAGCACUGCGUGCUCGUGUCCAAGAAAAAAUGAAACUCACAGCACAUAUUGCGGGACCGAUCUAGAGAUUGGAGACCUGGACUACACGGCCCGUAAAUUCCAAGAAGUCUCGUUUGGUUUACUACUUUUGCCGGUUAUUUUCGGAAUACUGGAGGCGUAUUGCAACAGCAAUUCAGAGGAUGUAGGAUGUCUAGGCACCUGUAGUGGAGCACUGUUUUUGUUAUACCCUGUAGCAGGUCUGUGCAGUCUUACGGGUUGCAUCAUCAUAAAGAUAAAGUUUUCCGAGUCCAGUAUUGGUUCCUCACUCAACUACUGUGUUGCCUCUGGUCUGGAGAUCAUAAUCCUGACGGCCAUCAUCAUCGCCGUCAUAUGCUACAUCCGUCGGCGUCCAAGCCAUUCAAGCAAUGAACAGACGACGACCAUGUCCACCGGGCAACUGACAACGGCGUCACCUGUUGAACCAGUAUCGUUUGUGUCGAUUCAUGCCCAAGAAGAGACGACACACGUGGUAGAGACGGAAGGAGGAUGGGUUAUCUUACGACAACUGAACAUUUUCCAUUUGAUUUAUCAUCUCAAAUAGAAGAGAAUAUAUCUUUGAACAAACUAUAACAAACACAAUGGUUGAACAUAACAAUAUGCUUACUUGCUAAAUGUAAAUUGCUGUUCAAGCAAUCACUAGUAUAAGCAAUAAAAAUAGUUCAAUAUUUA